Molecule: messenger RNA, 651 nt
Organism: Malurus melanocephalus (red-backed fairy wren)
Lineage: Eukaryota; Metazoa; Chordata; Aves; Passeriformes; Maluridae
Product: phosphoribosylformylglycinamidine synthase-like
Exons: 4
Coding region: 40-636 (198 amino acids)
Source: RefSeq, a predicted model, not a curated record
UUUUCCCAAUUUUCUCAAUUUUUCCCAAUUUUCCCAGGGAUGUUGGUGGUGAAGUUGGGGGGUCCCGUCUACAGGAUCGGCGUGGGGGGAGGGGCCGCCUCCUCCGUCCAGGUGCAGGGGGACAGCGAGGCCGAGCGCGAUUUGGGGGCGGUGCAGCGCGGGGACCCCGAGAUGGAGCAGAAACUGAACCGAGUCCUGCGCGGCUGCGUCGAGAGCGGGGCCAGGAACCCCAUCAGCUCCAUCCACGACCAGGGGGCCGGGGGAAACGGCAAUGUUCUGAAGGAGAUCUCGGAGCCCGCCGGGGCCGUCAUCUACGCCAGCCGCUUCCAGCUGGGGGACCCGACGCUGAGCGUGCUGGAGCUSUGGGGCGCCGAGUACCAGGAGUCCAACGCGCUGCUGGCCCGGCCCCAGGCGCUGGCGCUGCUGCGGCGAUUGGCCGAGCGCGAGCGCUGUCCCCUCAGCGUGGUGGGGACGGUCACCGGCGACGGACGGGUGAGCCAUUGGGGCGAAAUCUCAGGAUUUUGGGGAAAAAUGGGGAAACAUGCAGAAAACCGGGGGAAAAUCGGUGAAAAAUGGCAAAAAUACGAGAAAAAAUGGGGGAAAUGUGAGGAAAAUGUGGGAAAUUGGGGAAAUUGAAUUUGGGACAUUUGG